UGUGAGAUGAUGAUUAAAGCUGAUAUCUGGUUAAUCAGAACCUACUGGGAUUUUGAGUUUCCAGAGCCGUUUCUGCCUAACUUCAAAUACGUUGGAGGCCUUCACUGCCGCCCUGCCAAACCAUUACCAGAGGACAUGGAGGAGUUUGUACAGAGCUCAGGGGAUGAUGGGAUUGUGGUCUUCAUUACUUCAGAGUAAUAUGAUCGCCUCCGCACUGGCACAGAUUCCACAGAAGGUUUUAUGGCGAUAUGAUGGAGAGAAGCCAGAUAGUCUUGGUGAAAACACCAGAAUCUAUAAGUGGAUCCCUCAGAAUGAUUUAUUGGGUCACCCCAAAACCAGAGCAUUCAUCACUCAUGGAGGCACUAAUAGCAUAUAUGAGGCCAUUUAUCAUGCCAUUCCAAUGGUCGGGAUCCCCUUGUUUGGUGACCAGCCUGAUAAUUUAGCUCAUAUGAAGGCCAAAGGUGCUCCUGUGGUCAUGGAUAACAUCAAAACCACACAGCCACAAGACCUGGUGGAUGGACUCAAUGCCGUCAUUAAUGACCCCUCGUAUAAACAAAAUGCUAUGCAUUUGUCCAGGAUUCAUCAUGACAGACCAAUGAAGCCUUUGGAUGAGGCUGUGUUCUGGAUUGAGUUCGUCAUGCGCAAUAAAGGCGCUAAACACCUGCGUGUCGAGGCCCACAACCUUACCUGGUACCAGUACCACUGUCUGGAUGUGUUCGCUUUUCUUAUCACUGUCUUGACUGUAGUCCUCUAUGUCUUCUUUAAAAUGUGCAAAUUCUUCAUUAUGCGUUGUUGUUUUAGAUCAAAAAGGAAAAGCAAAAAAGAAUGAUCAAGCUUUUUUCUUACUUGGAACAUUCUGUAGGAUAUAUUAAUUUUUUACAUGCACUGAAAACUAGAGGUCAUGUCAGUGCACUAUUAAUCCUGGGGAUUCAUGUUUAAAGAUUUCACAAUUCAUGUUUAAAGAUUUCACACUGUACAUAAGGUUCAACUAUGAAAAUGCUGCCUUGUUAUUCUGUUCUGGCUGUUUUAAGUCUGAGUCAUACGAAAAGAAAUAAUAGGCCUAAGUCUUUCAGACAUUGAAACUAAACAGAAUAAAUAUGCACUUGUUUUGCAAUUCAUUUACUGUUCAUUAUGAACAAAUUAAUCAAAAGUUUUCAGUUUGAGUUGUUUAUUUUAUUUUGCUGAUAUUAUGCUUUUUGAAUCAAGCUAGGAGCAUGGGGUAUGUAAAGAUCAGCUGGCUUUUUGACAAGAAAUAAAAAUAAGGCUAUGAGUGAGUGGCUUUCUGGAAGCUGCUAAUGAGAUGAGAUUGUAAAACAAUAAUAUCAGACAUUUUUGUCAUAUAUCUUUUUAUGUAAAAACACAGUGUGAGAUCUACUGCCUCACUCCCAUUGCCUUUGGGUAUAUGUGACCCUGGACCACAAAACCAGUCAUAAAGGUCAAUUUUUUGAAACUGACAUUUAUAAAUAAGCUUUCCACUGAUGUAUGGUUUGUUAGGAUAGGACAAUAUUUGGCCAAGAUACAACUAUUUGAAAAUCUUCAAUCUGAGGGUGCAAAAAAUCUAAAUAUUGAGAAAAUCACCUUUAAAGUUUUUAGCAAUGCAUAU
Molecule: messenger RNA, 1603 nt
Organism: Labeo rohita (rohu)
Lineage: Eukaryota; Metazoa; Chordata; Actinopteri; Cypriniformes; Cyprinidae
Product: UDP-glucuronosyltransferase 2B15-like
Exons: 5
Coding region: 164-829 (221 amino acids)
Molecular function (GO): UDP-glycosyltransferase activity
Source: RefSeq, a predicted model, not a curated record